UCUAGCGUAUCCUUACGCCACGGAAUAAAAACCCCUCUGUAUAUCUUUCAAGUUUCCCCUUCCUUUUCCCCGCUGGUCCAUUUCCCUCGCAACGACUUCACCUCUUCUCGGUAUCGAUACUCAGUUGUCAACAUGGGAAACAAAUUUGGAGCCAUUUUUAUUGUACUUCUGGCAACUUUUCUUUCGUUCCAUACAAGCUUUUCUGCGUUGAGUGACGGAGUGAUUAGAGUUGGACUGAAGAAGAGGAAGCUUGAUCAAAUAAUCAGGGUUGGUAGGCAAAUUGACACUAGGGAAGGACUUUCUGGUGCUUCAAGAAAGCCUCGUCAUUGCGGUAACAUGGGAGACUCUGAAGCUGAUAUUAUUACACUAAAGAACUAUAUGAAUGCCCAGUACUUCGGAGAAAUUGGCAUUGGCACUCCAUCACAAAAAUUCAGUGUCAUAUUUGAUACUGGAAGUUCUAAUCUUUGGGUGCCCUCUGCUAAGUGUUAUUUCUCUGUUGCUUGCUAUUUCCAUUCCAAGUAUAAGUCAAGCCACUCAAGCACCUAUAAGAAGAAUGGGAAAUCUGCUGAAAUUCAUUAUGGAACCGGAUCUAUUUCAGGUUUCUUUAGCCAGGACCAUGUCGAAAUUGGUGAUCUCGUUGUAAAGAACCAGGAUUUUAUUGAAGCAACUAAAGAGCCUAGUAUCACAUUCUUGGCUGCUAAGUUCGAUGGCAUACUCGGACUUGGUUUUCAAGAGAUUUCAGUUGGUAAAGCCGUGCCUCUCUGGUACAACAUGGUCAAUCAAGGUCUUGUCAUGGAACCAGUUUUUUCAUUUUGGUUUAAUCGCAAUGCCAGAGAGAAAGAAGGGGGUGAAAUUGUUUUUGGUGGGGUGGAUCCUAAUCAUUUUAAGGGUGAGCACAUUUAUGUUCCUGUGACUCAGAAAGGCUACUGGCAGUUUGAUUUGGGUGAUAUCCUAAUUGGCGAGGAAACAACUGGUUUCUGUGCUGGUGGUUGUUCAGCAAUUGCUGACUCUGGGACUUCUUUGUUAGCAGGACCGACUACCAUAAUUACUCAAAUUAACCACGCCAUUGGAGCUUCUGGAGUUAUAAGCGAGGAAUGCAAGGCAGUGGUUGCUGAAUAUGGCAAAACCAUACUGGAAAUGCUGUUGGCAGAGGCAGAACCCCAAAAGAUCUGCUCUCAAAUUGGUUUGUGCUACUUUGAUGGUUCUCGAGAUGUCAGCAUGGGCAUUGAGAGUGUGCUAGACAAGAACAGUGAUGAGACACCUAGUUCUCAUGGUAGUGCUAUGUGUACUGCAUGCCAAAUGAUGAUUGUAUGGGUGCAAAAUCAACUUAAGCGAAACCAGACAGAAGAACAAAUCUUGGAGUACAUUAAUCAGCUUUGCGAUCGAUUACCAAGUCCAAUGGGAGAAUCAGCAGUUGACUGUAGUACUCUGCCUUCCAUGCCCAGCAUUUCAUUUACUAUUGGUGGUAAAGUGUUCGAUCUCGCCCCAGAGCAGUACAUCCUCCAAGUUGGCAUGGGAGAUUCAGCACAAUGUAUCAGCGGAUUUACAGCUCUAGAUGUGGCCCCACCUCGCGGACCUCUCUGGAUUCUUGGAGAUGUUUUCAUGGGACAGUAUCAUACAGUGUUCAACUACGGGAAUAUGACAGUUGGAUUUGCAGAAGCAGCUUGAAAGGAUGCCUUGUUCGCUCUCAAGUUUGCAUGUCCACUCUAUCAGCAGCUGUGAAAAGCUCUUCAUCUGUGUGGUUAUAUUAUUAGGUCUCUGUCCAAGUGAUACCUUACUCUCUGACUGCUAUAUUUGCAUCUGUAAAUAUUCCCAUACAUGACUGCUGUAGCUUUCUUGUAUCCCUAUGAGGCAAGCCAAUAAUUUCUGAACAAAAAUAUCCAUAAGGAUUAUGUAAACUUGACAUCUGUAUUUAUUUAAAAAAGUUUAGGACUUCAA
Molecule: messenger RNA, 1938 nt
Organism: Diospyros lotus (date-plum)
Lineage: Eukaryota; Viridiplantae; Streptophyta; Magnoliopsida; Ericales; Ebenaceae
Product: cyprosin-like
Exons: 14
Coding region: 133-1668 (511 amino acids)
Biological process (GO): lipid metabolic process; proteolysis
Molecular function (GO): aspartic-type endopeptidase activity
Source: RefSeq, a predicted model, not a curated record